UCAAUGGAGUUCGCUGUUUACGUUCUUAAAAACUCGAAAAAUCGCUAGAAAAAUGGCUCAUAAUUACAUUGUAACAGCACAAAAAGCGACGGCAGUGAGUGCUUGCGUAACAGGAAAUUUCACAUCGCCAACCGAUAUUAACUUGCUUGUGGCGAAGAAUACACGCAUCGAGAUCUAUGUCGUGACGGCGGAAGGCUUGCGGCCCCUCAAAGAAGUCGGAAUCUAUGGGCGAGUUACUGUUAUGAAAAUGUUUCGUCCUCCGGACGCUACAAAAGAUCAAGUUUUCAUAUUAACAUCGCGGUAUAAUGUGAUGAUUCUGGAAUGCAAAGUAGUGGAUGACGAUAUCGAAAUAAUUACAAAGGCACAUGGAAAUGUGGCGGAUCGCAUUGGAAAGCCCGCGGAAACGGGCAUGUUAGCGGUAAUUGAUCCAAAAGCGCGUGUAAUUGGGAUGCGGUUGUACGAGGGGCUCUUCAAAAUUAUCCCGCUGGACAAGGAUACGGUCGAAUUGAAAGCCACAAGUAUCCGUAUGGACGAGCAAUCGGUGCAAGAUAUCGAAUUUUUGCAUGGAUGUGCAACGCCGACCCUCAUUCUCAUUCAUCAGGACUUGCAUGGGCGUCACAUCAAGACACACGAGAUAAAUUUGCGCGAAAAGGAGUUUGUGAAGCUCGCAUGGAAGCAAGAUAACGUCGAAAUGGAUGCCUCGAUGUUGAUUCCCGUACCGUCGCCCUUGGGAGGCGCCAUCGUUAUUGGUCAGGAAUCAAUUGUCUAUCACGAUGGCAUUACAUAUGUCGCCGUUGCACCCCCAAUUAUCAAACAAUCUGUCAUGAAUUGCUAUGCGCGUGUCGAUUCAAAGGGAUUGCGGUACUUAUUGGGCAACAUGUCGGGAAAUUUAUUCAUGCUGUUCCUGGAAUGCGAAGAAAAGCCGGGAACGGGCCAAAUGUUCGUCAAAGACAUCAAAGUUGAACUUUUGGGAGAGAUUUCCAUCCCCGAAUGCAUCACGUAUCUCGAUAACGGCGUUCUUUUCAUCGGAUCUCGUCACGGAGACUCGCAACUGAUAAAACUCAACACGACAGCCGACGAAUCGGGCAAUUAUGUCUCCGUUAUGGAAACUUUUACAAAUCUCGGACCCAUUCUCGACAUGUGUGUCGUUGAUUUGGAGCGUCAAGGACAGGGACAGAUGAUUACUUGUUCAGGCAGCUUCAAAGAUGGCUCCUUGCGAAUCAUUCGCAACGGAAUUGGCAUACAGGAACAAGCUUGUAUCGAUUUGCCGGGCAUCAAAGGCAUGUGGGCUUUAAAAGUCGGCAUCGACGAUAAAAAUUUCGACAACACACUCGUACUUGCCUUCGUAGGGCACACGAGAAUUUUGACACUGGCGGGCGAAGAAGUCGAAGAAACGGAAAUUCCCGGAUUUUUGAGUGACCAACAAACUUUUUAUUGCGCGAACGUUGAAGGAAAUCAAAUUUUGCAAGUAACGCCAAUUAGCGCACGUCUCAUUUCGUGCGAAAGUAAGGAAAUGGUCAGUGAAUGGAAACCUCCAGGUGAUAAACGGAUCAGUUUGGUAGCUUCAAAUGUGACACAGAUCGUUUGUGCGUCAGCGGGUGAAAUUUACUACAUUGAAAUCACGCCGGGAGCCCUCACACAAAAGAGUACAACGACAUUGGAGUACGAAGUGGCAUGUUUGGACAUUUCACCGCUCGAAGAUAAUGCAACGCGCUCCGAUUUGAUCGCCGUUGGGCUUUGGACAGACAUUUCCGUGCGAAUUCUCAAGUUACCCGACUUGAAAGAGAUUUGCAAGGAGAAAAUUGGCGGUGAAAUUAUCCCACGUUCAAUCUUGAUGGCAAAUUUCGAGGGAAUUAAUUAUUUAUUGUGCGCUUUGGGUGACGGUGCGAUGUAUUAUUUCACACUAAACAAGGAAUCUGGUGUACUUUUGGAUCAAAAGAAAGUAACUUUGGGCACACAACCGAUAAUUUUGCGCACUUUUCGAUCACUUUCGACAAAUAACGUCUUUGCGUGCUCCGAUCGCCCAACCGUCAUUUACUCCUCGAACCACAAACUCGUCUUUUCGAAUGUCAACUUGAAGGAAGUCAAUCACAUGUGUUCACUAAAUGCCGAAGCAUACCCCGAUAGCUUAGCCUUAGCCACCAAAAAUUCCGUCAUUUUGGGCACCAUUGACGAAAUCCAGAAAUUACACAUCCGCACAGUGCCCUUGGGCGAAACGGCAACUCGCAUCACAUACCAAGAGGCGACACAAACAUUUGGCGUUGUGACAGUUCGCAUGGAUUUCCAAGACUCUACAGGACUUGUACCAGCGAGACAGAGUGCUUCAACCCAAGGUCAGAGCAUAUCGUAUGCUUCGAGUGUUUUGCCGAAACCCGGAGCCGGCGGAAGUGGCAUCAAUGUCGAAUACGGACAGGAAAUUGAGAUGCAUAAUUUGCUGAUUAUCGAUCAAAAUACCUUUGAAGUAUUGCAUGCACAUCAAUUUAUGCAAACGGAAUACGUUUUAUCGCUUGUUUCGGCGAAAUUGGGCGACGAUCCGAACACAUAUUAUCUCGUAGGCACGGGAUUCGUUCAUCCGGAGGAGCCUGAACCGAAAGUAGGUCGCAUUAUAAUUUAUCAGUAUGCCGAUGGAAAGUUGAAACCAGUAGCGGAGAAGGAAGUUAAAGGUGCCUGUUACUCCUUGGUUGAGUUUAAUGGAAAAGUUUUGGCAAGCAUCAACACUACAGUGCGUCUCUAUGAAUGGACUAACGAAAAAGACUUGCGAUUGGAGUGCAGUCACUUUAAUAAUGUGUUCGCUCUUUACAUUAAAACCAAGGGAGACUUUAUUUUGGUUGGAGAUUUGAUGCGAUCAAUCACGUUGCUGCAGUACAAACAGAUGGAAGGAAGUUUCGAGGAAAUUUCACGCGACUACGAGCCAAAUUGGAUGACAGCUGUUGAGAUUAUUGACGAUGACAACUUUUUGGGCGCCGAAAAUAGCAACAAUUUAUUCAUUUGCCAGAAAGACAGUGCCGCUACAACAGACGAAGAACGACAACAAAUGCCUGAAGUUGCUCUUUUCCACUUGGGUGACAUGGUAAAUGUGUUCCGUCAUGGAAGUUUAGUUAUGCAAAAUAUUGGUGAACGCACUACCCAAACAUCGGGCUGUAUAUUAUUCGGAACAAUUAGUGGCUGCAUCGGUUUAAUUACACAACUACCGCCAGAUUUUUACGAAUUUCUCCGUCAAUUGGAGGAGAGACUGGCAAAAACAAUCAAAUCUGUGGGAAAAAUCGAACAUUCGUUCUGGCGGAGUUUCCACACAGAUGUCAAGACAGAGCCGUGCGAUAACUUCUUGGAUGGCGAUUUAAUUGAGCAGCUACUUGAUCUGGACAGAGAGAAAAUGAGAGAAGUUGUUAAAGACUUACAAAUUCCGACAGAAAAUGGACAAAAACGAGACUGCACGGUAGAAGAUGUCAUAAAACUAGUUGAGGAUUUGACUAGAAUCCACUAAAUUAAUUUCUUAUUUUUGAAAAAGAUGAAUGAAAAUGUAAUUAAAAGCCCGAUGAACUCACAAUGCCCUUUAAAAAGAAAACAAAUUGAUUGUUUCUGCGAAUUUUUUUCUUCUUUUUGUCUAUUAAUAAAUAUUUCGAAAAUAUUUUUAGUACCCUAGCAUAAAAAAAUAUGUUGAAAAGCAUCAAUAAAAUUAUGAUUAA
Molecule: messenger RNA, 3686 nt
Organism: Culicoides brevitarsis
Lineage: Eukaryota; Metazoa; Arthropoda; Insecta; Diptera; Ceratopogonidae
Gene: pic
Product: DNA damage-binding protein 1
Exons: 6
Coding region: 53-3484 (1143 amino acids)
Biological process (GO): DNA repair; proteasome-mediated ubiquitin-dependent protein catabolic process
Cellular component (GO): site of double-strand break; nucleus
Molecular function (GO): nucleic acid binding; protein binding
Source: RefSeq, a predicted model, not a curated record